GAGUUGAUGAUUUUGAAAAUUUUCAGUCGAUGAUUGAUUCAACACUUGAUUUUGAAGCUGUGAAAAAUAAAGAAUUUAUUGUUAAAGCUGAAUAUGAUGCACAACUUCUAGAGUUGCGGAAAGAGAUGAAGGAAGUAGAAGACUCGAUUAACUCUACCCUUAAUGAUGUGGUUGAAGAUCUUGACUCACCUGGCAUAAAACUAGAAUAUGAUAACACUGUAGGUUAUCAUUAUAGGCUUACAAGAAAGCAAGAAAAAAAUUUACGUCAUAAGAAAGGCUACAAUAUUAUUGAUACUAAAGCUUCAGGAGUCAGAUUCCAAAGCUCAGAUCUGAAAAGUAUGAACGAGCAGUAUAUGUCACAAAAGAAAUCUUAUGAAGAAAUGCAAAAGGCAUUUGUUGAGGAAAUAAUUAAUGUAGCAGUGUCUUAUCUCCCGGCCAUGAAAAUGCUUAAUAAUACAAUCGCUUGGCUAGAUGUCUCUUUGGCGUUUUCUCGCGUCUCAGUCAAUGCUCCAAAGCGAUAUGUGCGCCCAAAGUUGCGUGAAAAGGGUGAAUGUUGCAUAAUAUUAAAGCAAGCUCGUCAUCCAGUCUUAGAAUCAAAAGUUGGAAAUUUCAUUCCUAAUGAUGUCACAAUCACUAAAG
Uloborus diversus is the source of this 639-nucleotide messenger RNA. Its product is annotated as DNA mismatch repair protein Msh2-like. The transcript is spliced from 6 exons. The annotation marks the transcript as partial. Gene Ontology annotation, cellular component: nucleus; MutSalpha complex. The record is from RefSeq and is a predicted model, not a curated record. Lineage: Eukaryota; Metazoa; Arthropoda; Arachnida; Araneae; Uloboridae. Gene Ontology annotation, biological process: mitotic recombination; mismatch repair. Gene Ontology annotation, molecular function: ATP binding; ATP-dependent DNA damage sensor activity; mismatched DNA binding.